AACUAAAAUGAAUUAUCUUGCAUCUAUUGUAUUUUUGGCCUGGUGGAUUCUUUCUCAGUUAAUAAAUGUCUGGAAUCGAGAGUUACUAAUUGGUGGAAUACUAGACAAUCCAACACUCCAAAUUCGGGAACCAAAGAGUUUUAGAAAGCGUUCUUAGUGGGAAAAAAGUGUGAAUAAAGGAUUCCACUGAAUUGAAUUGGGUCCAUGAAUCUAAAAAGUGGUGAAAAUUCUUAUAACUGAUAAGAUCCAAAUUAUAUAGUGGGGACAUAAAUCAAGUGGUUCAAUUAAAAAAAGGCAAGAAGCUUUUAUUAGUACUUAGUACUUAUCAAUAUGCUAAUGAUUUAUUUAUCAAACUCAGUGCUACUGACAAUGCCAACGGUCAAUUUUUUCAUAUCUCACUUAAAAAGCCUUGAAUACCGUUGUGUUCCAAAAAUUCUCCAUUUUUUCUCCUGUUUUCUUCUUCUAUCACACAUCCCCAUCAUCAUCACAUUCAUAAAUUCCUCCAUUGAAGAGGUUGACCAUAAAGCAAGAAAAUAAAUGAGGUGCUUUACAGCUUGCUUUCGUACUAAUUCCAAUUACAAGAAAAUUACCAUAAAGCCAUGUAGUAAUAGUCGUAGCAUCUCUCCUAAAGCUCUGCAGAGUUUGCUCGAGACCCACGAAAAUGGUGAAGUUUCCUUAUCCAUUAUUAAUGCUAUAAAAGAAGAAGCUCGGCACAAGAUUGCAAACCCCAUUAAUCUGUUUGAAGAAUCCAAGGAUACGGAGGAAGAAGAGUUGAAUAAAAAUAGCAGAAAGAAUUUGCUCGAGAUCCAAGAAAAUGGUGAAGCUUCUGUAACCAUUAAUGCUACAAAAGAAGAACCCAAGUAAGAUAUAUAUAUAUAUUUGAGAUAAUGGUCAAAAACACACUUGAACUAUCAUUUUUUCGCGAGUUUCAUACCCUAAAUAUUAGUUGUUUCCUUUUCCUACCUGAAUUAUCUAUGUAUUAAAACACAUAUAGUUGAGUAGAUGGUGAUAGUUCAUGUAGGAAAAGGGAAUGAUAGGCCUAGUCAGCUUCGAGGUGUGAUUUAAUACAUGUAUGGUGAUUUAAAAUAGAAAAAACAUAGAUGGUGAUAGUUCGGUAAAAAAUUGGAACAACUGAUAGUUAGGGUGUGAAAACGUAAUAGUUCAGGUGUGUUUUUUACCAUUAAAUCUUCUUUUUUUAGAAUUUUUUUGAAAAGCUCCAAUUUUGCGGUUCUUUAUUCUCUCAAUUCUUUGAAAAAAACAGGAAUAAUGAGGAAGAAGAGUUGAAUGAAAGCAGCAUAAAGAAGGUUACAUUUGAUCUAAAUGUAUCAAUCUAUAAUGAAGAAUUAUUAGCAAACCAAGAAUCUGCAAAUUGCCUGGAAGAAGAAGAAGAAGAAGUGAACGAGCUUUCAAAUUCAAGCGUGUCAAGCGAUAUAUCUUAUGAUCCUCCAAACCAUAGAUAUCAUCGCUGCAGAAAGAGCGAUGACGGAUUCGAAGAUAUUGAUCUCCGAGAUGAUGCCAACAACAACAACAAUAAUGGAAAUGAAAUGAUUCAAGAAGAGUCGUCUUACGAGUCUUUAUUUUCGCUCUCCAUAGAUUCUACUAGGAGAAGAAACAAUAAUCCAACACCAGAAAUGGAUGAAAAUAAGGAGGUCAAUAGUCCAUUUAAGCAAUCUAUCAAAUUUAGUGCUAAACAUCAGGUCAGCCAAUUAUCAGGGUUGAAUCCAAUUCAAUGCAAAGCAGGCCCCAUUACAACGCCGGCCUCACCAUUGAAAAAGAAGAAUCACGAGAAGGAGAAUAUCGAUAUGAAUCUUCUCGACUUCAGUAUUACGUAUAAUAAACGUGUACAAAAAGAGCCUAGUUUGAAGCUCGAGGAGAAUGAAAUCGCGGUUGAUACUAGCCUUUCAAGUUGGUUAGUCGAAUCUUCUCAAGACAACAACAACAACAUACCCAGUGUGGUCCCACAAGUGGGGUCUGGAGAAUCUUCUCAAGACGAUACGUCAAAUUCCAAAGCGGGUGAUGGUUCUGUUGGUAAUUCACCUUCGGGCAGGACCAUGAAGUUCGAUGAUAGAUCAAUUUUAGGAGAGCUCAAAGAUGAAAAAAAGCCCAUUAUAAUCGGGACUGUUGGGAGCUAUUUGAGACGUACAGGGCAGACUACUACAGUGUAUUCAAACUAUGGCAUUUCAUCUUGCUGAGGCAUUAGCGUGCGCGCUCCCGGAGGAGGUACCCGGUGUUUUCGCUCCCUACUAUUUUUUAGUUUCCUUUAUCUUUUUUGCUCUUUUAUUUUGGUAAAUUCUGAUUUUAGUGGCUAUGAUAUUUUAGUCACAUUCAAUUAAUUGAAUUGUGCACUUGUGAUCAUUUUGCUUGUAAAUAUUCACAAAUUUUCUAUAAUUAUUAAUUGUUUCGUCACGAAAUUAUUACUGUAA
Messenger RNA from Lycium ferocissimum, 2423 nucleotides. RefSeq lists its product as uncharacterized. NCBI's taxonomy places the organism in Eukaryota, Viridiplantae, Streptophyta, Magnoliopsida, Solanales, Solanaceae. The record is from RefSeq and is a predicted model, not a curated record. The transcript is spliced from 3 exons. Bases 538 to 864 code for a protein of 108 amino acids.